Molecule: messenger RNA, 4332 nt
Organism: Physella acuta
Lineage: Eukaryota; Metazoa; Mollusca; Gastropoda; Physidae
Source: RefSeq, a predicted model, not a curated record
GAAUGAGGUAGACGGGCAAAUAGCGAGUAUCGAUCUGGAGGUAUUUUUACAGGCCGGUGUCUGUGAGUCGACACAUCCUCCCGUAUUGGAGGCGCGGCCAGGCCAGCUCCCAGCUGAUUCAUUCCACGGCACUAGCACGCGCACACUUGCCAUGAGCCAAUCAUCUGGCUGCAAGUUGCCUUAAAACCCAAAUUCUAUGGAGUACCUCGCCAAGUUAUCUACCCUGGGAAUGACGUCACGACCAAUGAAACAAGCCGCAGUGGUCACGUGUCUUCUUGCGGUGUUUUUCUCAACUUGUAUCAGCACUAAAGACGAACCUUCCAACAGAGUCUCAAUCGAAGACUUCAUUGACCUUGACGAGUCCGAGGCUCGGGAUAGCGGGGUCAAGGUCAGAGCUCAGGUCAAGCACCGCGUCAGUGCGGACAACGGCUCAGACUUCAAGACCACUGACGUCACAUUCGAUGACGACGACCUCUUCGCUUCGGGGUCGGGAUCGGGGUCAGGGGACGAUGACAACGCGACGGUGCGUGACGCCAACGGGAGGCUGACCCCUACUGUGACGUCACCAACGACGUCGACUUCGACUGAGCAGAUGAUUUCCUUGUUGUUUGACAUUGAAGAGGGCGGGGUCGAGACCAACCUGACCGGACCCUCAGACACCAACUUCGUCAUCUCCAAGAGAAACAACGACAACCACAUCGUAGUCGUAGACCCCAGCAUCGACGACAGCGAUAACGAUCCAGACGACUCCAACAGGAUGGAUGACGACGCUGACUCCAACAGGAUGGAGGAUGACGCUGACUCCAACAGGAUGGAGGAUGACGCUGACUCCCACUUUGCUCACAAUAGUCAAGCGGAGAUUUCUUCCAAUCAGAUUUUGAGUCCCGCCUCCUGGGAAAAGUGGUCCGAUUGGAUCACCGCCAGCAAGAGUUCAAAGGUCAGGGUCAGGGCGUGCCGGGCCGACGAGAGCAGCGCCGAGGCAUGCCAAGGGGUCAGAGUUCAGGUCAGGUCGUGCGGGGAUGCCCAGAGUGACCAGUGUGGGGAGGUCAAGGACAUGGGCACCAUGCCCGCUGGUGCAUGUCGGGAUACGGGCAGCAAGGAUAGUUUUCUGAAAGCUCCCCCACCACCCCCUCCCGUACCCAAAUCCCCACCCCCCACGGUGGUGAAGCCCAGCCCAGACGUGUGUCAGUACUCCCUGUACGACACCUACCGACAGAAGUUUGUCUACCUCCGCUGGGGUCUGACCGACCUGCUGACCAAGAGCAAGGUCAAGCGCUGGUGCAGCAGGAAGAGUGGUCAGUACCUGGUGAUGAGCAGUCCACAGGAGCACUGCAGGCGGCACUACAGGGAUUUCUGCAAGAAUUCUGAAAAAUGUGUGUCCAACAAGCCGACUAAAGAAAGAGGCGACUUUGCCGAGGGUUGCUGGAGAAAUCUGGUCUACGGGGAGAUGUUGCCAGUUGGGCUGUCUAACAAACAAACUGUCGUCUACCUCAUAUGCCAGAGGUUUGCUGCGCAGACUAGGAUGGGCAAGUCGUUCGGGUUCAAGGACACGCAUUACGUCACCUUGUAUGACGUCAGCAUCAGGUCACCCAUCCUGUCACUGACCAGGGUGACGGCCCUGGGGGACGAGACCUGGCCGGUCACGGAUUAUUUUAUUGAACACGGUCUGGUGGAGAAAGAGACGACCAUGCUUUGGUUCUACAGAAAACCUAAAAAAGGAAUGUUAACCCUUCUGGACCUGGACCGUUGCCAUGACGACCAGAGCUGUGACGUAGGGCUCCGUCAAGUAUUGCCACAGGACUACAAAGAUGCCACAGGCUACAGACCAACACACCUGAUGUGGCCUGAGUUGAUGCCAUUUGAGCCAGCUACAAGACUGGCCACCUUCACGAUGACCAACAUGGCACCAAUGCUAGCAGAGCUAUUUGAAGAGUGGCACCUGACGAUCAGGAAAGUUCGGACUUUCGCCAUAGAACAAUGUGGGGUGCCAGCCAUUGUGGACACAAACUUCAGACACGUGAGCGAGUUCAGCAGUCAUAGGUACAACAAGUCAGCUCUCUACCUGGCUUCAGGCAUCAUGCCCUCAACCAACCCAGUGCAGACGACAGGCCACAACAUCCGUGUGCCCUUCAUGUUUUGGCUGGCCGGAUGCUGUGUCCAGCAGUACACACUGACCAACCAUUCUCUGGACAACAGCUCCAGCAUUUACUGGAACGACACGUCCAACGACCUUGAGAGGACCAACACGACAGCAUUCGCCGUCUACAUCCGGAACUCUGCGGACAACCACGUCAUACCCGCACCCGUCCUGCAACUGGAGAUGCUCCUGCAGGACAUGUACAAAACGUCACCGGGUGACCUUGACGUCUCCCUGUUUCCGGGUCACGAUCAGGCCUGCAGUGACCUAAAGAAUGACGUGUCCAGAUGGUUUCAGUAACUUCCGGUUUCUGGUGGUUUUAAAACUAGGAGCUACACCUUGACACGUGAUCACUGUUCACCCAAUGGGAUUACAACCAGCGCGUGUUACUAUUUAUAGACGUCAUUUGUUGACACCGAAAAGGGGUCGGACCAUCAGUUCAUUGAAAACAUGAAAUUUAAAAAAAAAUGAUCUUCAUAUCAUCGUUUUGUUGCGAGAAAGCUUGUACAAAUCUAAUGAUGACUAGCUGCAGCUAUAAUGGCUGGUGUUACUUGAAGCUAGCCACGGCUGUAGUACUUGAAUGUUGAUCUGUAAUAAAAUGUGAUACUUUGGCUGUUUUCUAUGUCUUGUACAAAAUUCCAUUUAUAAAUAUAUAUCACUAGCUGUAAGUGGAUCCACUAGUUUUGUAGUCACACGUAUGUGCUAGCAGACAUCUUCUUGGUGUGCUAGUGUGUUAGCACACAUCUUCUUGGUGUGCUAGUUACCGACACACGUCCUAAAAUUGUGUGUCUAAUUAUCUUCCCAUGCUAAUUAAUUAGCUGAACUGUUGCUACUUCUGAGUUGUGAUCAUGUUUUUAUUUUUAUUGUGAUGCAUUAAAAAAACAACGGACAAACUUGUAUUUUACAGAAAGUAGUCCACCCCGUUUGGGACAGAUAUUCAUGCGCGUAUUUAAAAGCUUUCACGGCUUUGUGGCCAGAUUUUUUAAAGCAUACAUUUCUUUUACAUUAAAUUUUAAACUGAUUACAAUUUUAGUUUUUAACAAUCUGCUAUUGCUAAGAUCAAUGUUUAGCGUCUAGAUAUGUUUUAAUAACUAAAACGACUUUAAUGGCUUUUACAACGUUUAAUUAAAUUAAUCAAACGAAUUGUUUUUAAAUUAAGAUUGCUGUAAGAUGAUCUCCAAUUGAAAAAAAUAAAAACCUUUUAAAAUCUUAUCAAUGCCAUUUGAUAUUAAAAGUCAUUCAAAAAUGUUCGAACUAUUUAAAGAUUGUGUAUGUUUUAUAUCUAACGUUUUUGUGUAGUUUUGUACAUUCCGAAUCUUACAAUGUGUAGUUGUCUAUUGUGACGGCUGAGUUUCUACUGUGAGUUGGAGCUAUUGUCAAGCGAUCUCUGACGAGAGCUAAAAUCUGAUUUGAUACUGUCAAAUUUUUUCUAAUACACAUCUUCGACAAUUCGCCAGAUGAUGUUAAACCUGAAUUAUAUCACAGGUUAAACUAUUAGCUGGUGGUUAUUAUAGAGUGGGUUUAACUUCUGAUUUCAGGAUUUAAUACUUUAUGUUAUAAAGUUUAACUUCUUACUUUAAGAUUCAGUACUUUUUGUAGUAAUUUUAGCUUCUGUCGUUAAGAGUUUCAUUAUAUUAUAAAGUGGGUUUAACGUGGCUCUUUAAGUUCCAAUACUUAAGAUUGUAUGGUUUAGCUCCAGUUAUAAGUUUCAAUACUUUAAAUCGUAAGGUUUAGCUCCGGUUAUAAGUUUCAAUACUUUGUAUUGUAAGGUUUAACUUUUGUCUAAACAUGUCAAUAAUUCCUGCUGUGGGGUCAUUGGUAAGGUCAAAAAGAGGCUGGUCUUCUAAAGACACCCCCCUUCCCUUUUCUUUCCCCACCCCCUACCCACCACUCUGUUUCCAACAGCAUGGAGUACAGAACUGCCAAAUCAGCAGAAAGCCUAUUGACGUCAUUGACCAGUAUUUGUUACUGUAGUUACGAUGGAUCUUUUUUUUUUCCUCUGAAAUAAUCACGACGCGUUUCAUCGUUAUAUUUACAGUGAAUGUUAACAAUAUAAAUUUUUGUUCCAGAAUUGUAUAUGAUCGUAAUUCUGCUUUCACAGUUAGCAUAUUCUGUUCUUAGCUUAUCGAUACGUAUUAGAUCAAUUAAAAAAUUCUUGGUUUUGUUUAGUAAUAAAAUAUUCUGUUUCGUUCAAA